This is a messenger RNA of Caenorhabditis remanei, 1233 nucleotides long. RefSeq lists its product as uncharacterized. Bases 1 to 1233 code for a protein of 410 amino acids. The transcript has 5 exons. The record is from RefSeq and is a predicted model, not a curated record. NCBI's taxonomy places the organism in Eukaryota, Metazoa, Nematoda, Chromadorea, Rhabditida, Rhabditidae.
AUGCUCAAAAAGAUGAUGUUCAUAGUUAUCAGCAUCUUCUUGCUUGAAUCCAUCAACGCGGCAACUCCAAAUUCCAAUGGUUUCGAUAGGGAACAACUGAAUUUCAUCAACGGAUUGAACAUUCAACGACACAACUUUGCGAAUCACACAGUCAAUAUGCAAAAAUUGGUCUGGAACAAAAAACUACAAGAUAUUGCUGAACAGCAUAGUCUAUCAGCUCUUCAAAGUAACGGUUGGCGUAUCGUGGUGGCUACCAAUUACACAAAUGGUGCCCAGAAUCUUUAUGACAUAGCGAUUUGGUUUCUCAAGGAUUCUUGUCCAAAGAAAGAAGAAGACCGGCACCUGGAAUCAAAAUUUUUCGAGCACCUAAACCCAUUGCAAACUAUAAUUGGAUGUGCUAAAAAAACAGAAAAUGAGUUGCUAAAAGGUUACACGGUAAUGUGCUUGCUUAGUCCAAGCGGGGAGCUGUCACUUCCGAGCUGCGCUCCAUUUGAAUCAAGCUGUGCAAACGGCUUUGAAUAUAAAGACGGAUUUUGCUCGAAUUCUGAUCUACCAGACUCCGAUCAAUUGAUGUUUAUCAGUGCGUUGAAUGAGAAGAGACGACAAAUUGCAACUGAACAGCAUAUCGCGAACAUGUAUGAGAUGGUUUGGAAUAAAACUCUGCAUGAAAUCGCAUUGGAUAUUGAAAAAAGAUACAACUCACUGUCAUCUGAAGACAAAAAAUGGAUGCUCCUUCUCUAUUUACAAUUGGAGGAUGGAUUAGAAUAUCGUCCUAACGGACGGUUUUAUUGGGAUCAAUUUCAUCCGUUACAAAGAGAAAUUGCGUGUGUGACGCUUGGUAAACAGUGGAAUACGGGCUACAAUUAUUUGUGUUUGCUGGGUCCAGAAAUCGAGAUAAUAAAAAAGGCUGAAAGUCUUCCAGUAUCCCAAUGUGACCCCAACUAUGUGAACAAGAACAACUUGUGCUCCCUUGCCAAAACACCCGAGACACCCACCCCACCUCCAGAAUCACAAGUUCUAACGCCAUCCACCGAAUCGCCGGUAUGCAAUCCGACUGAUACCGUCACUUCUGGAACUACACAACCUCCAGUAACACGAUACACAACCGAGAAAUUGACACCAGAGCCACCGCCACAAGUUCCAAAAGAGUUGGAGGAUUAUGAAGAGCUUGAUGGUGACGAGUACGAUCCAGAUUUUCCGACAGUCCCUCCUCGUAAAUAUUAUUUUUAUUAG